Messenger RNA from Schistosoma spindalis, 6061 nucleotides. The record is from the annotation of a GenBank genome assembly. Lineage: Eukaryota; Metazoa; Platyhelminthes; Trematoda; Strigeidida; Schistosomatidae.
GAAAUAUGAUUUUUACCAUGAGAACAUACGACAGCUUUUCAAAUUUAGGGAUGUAACCUUUAGUUAACAGACGCAAGUUCGUCUCAUGGUGCUUAUUGAGUUAUCGCAAUCCGUUAAGUGAACUUAAAAUAAACUAUAAAUCAUGAAAAAAGCAAACGGAAAAGUGAAUUCAGUUGAAAAUACUUUGCGUAAUAAGAGUGCUAGAGGUCGUUCUAAAAGUCAAAGCGAACGUAAAUCAGGAUCGUCACUUGGUAAAUCAGUGGAAAAAAGUGGCAGCGAACAUUCUGAUGCAGUGGAUGGAUCAUCAUUGGCAUCAAUCAGAGAAAGUCAUAAACCAUUAGAUAUAUUCAUUCAAAAUGAACUAAUGCCUAAUUGCAAACCGAUAUUUUUAUCAAAAUCAACACAACAAAUAUUUAAUAUUGUAACUGAUGAACAAAUUACCAAAGAAUCACCAAUCAUUUUAUUGAACAAAUCUGAUAUACUUAAAGAUUUACAGUUACGUGCAGCUGUAUCAGAUUUCAGUGUACAAAAAGUUGCAAUAAAAAAUUAUCCCGGUUCUGAUAUUUUAUUAAUUUACGAUGCAGAUUAUAAAUUUGGCCAAAAUUUUGUCAUUGUCUUAUCUGAAGAGACAAAAUCUCUGAUACUGAAUCCAAUUAAACAGGCAAUUGACGGUCAGUCAGAACAUGAUAGUGAUGGUGAUGUGAAUGAUGGAAUAAACAAUGAUGCGGAUAAAAUAGAAGAAUACAAAGAAGACAGUGAUUUAUGUUUUUUAUUUAAAUCGAGAUCAGAACAUGGUUGGAUUGAAUUAGGUUCAGAAAACGAAAUUGCCGAAAUGAAUACUUUUGAAACACGUUCAAAAGUGUGUACAAUUUUUCAAAGACCACGUAAAGAAUUUGGCAGUGUAUUACAUUUGCAAGAUGAAAGUGCUACAAAGAAAGGUUGUUCUGAACAGAUUUUAUCACGUGAAGAUGAAUCAUUUAAUAUACCUAUAAUGGAGUUAGAUAAAUCAGCCACAAACUGUGAAACCACAUGUGAUAAAGGUAUUAAUACGAAUUGGAAAUAUCCAAAAAAUGCUUUCACUCAAUAUGUUCCCAGAAUGUUUACAACUGAUGAAUUAAAACAUUAUUAUCAUGAAAAUAAUGAUGUUUUACGUAAUAUAUCAAAAUUAUACACACUAUUUGAACAAAGUUUGUUAGAAAAUGAAAUGUACAAUUUUUUAUUAAAUGAUUAUGAGAAUUUGCCGAUUGGUGAUGAAACUUAUGAUACAAGAAGUGACAAUACAUUCAAAGAAUUUUUAUCAUUUACUGAUUUAAAAUUUAGUAAAAAUAAAGCUAUUACAAUGAUUCAAUGGCAUCCAAAUAUUAAAGGUAUUAUUGCAACAUCUAUUAGUGAACGGAUAAUUUAUGAUCAACGUAUUGACCAAGCAUCAAGAAUUCUUUUACAACCAACACAUAUUAUAUUAUGGAGUUUUAAUGAUCCAUUAAAGCCUCAAUUAUUAUUACAUGCACCAGAUGAUAUUAUGUGUUUUCAAUUUAAUCCAACUAGUUCGAAUUAUAUAGCUGGUGGUUGUAUCAAUGGACAAGUAGUUCUGUGGGAUAUUGAAAAGCAUAUUGACGAUUUAACUAAUGUUAAAUCACGAUUAAAGCAAAAUAAUCAAAUGCCUUUAUUUGUUUUUGAUGAGAAUGAAUUAAAUAAAGUAUCAACAUCACAUUAUUCCGCUCUAAGUAAUAUUGAAUCAUCACAUAGUUCACCAAUUAUGGAUUUGAAAUGGAUACCGGAUCAUAUAGAAAUUAAUCGGUUAGGAUACUGUUUUGAAAAUCAUGCACAGAAAUGUGUUCAAUUAAUGACAUGCGGUUUAAAUGGUGAAAUAUUACUAUGGGAUAUACGACCAGAAAAAACACCAUUAGCUAUUAACAAAACAAGUGAUUCAGUUAAACCACCAAAUAAUGUACCACUAACAUUUUCGGCACUGGAUCUGAAAUGGAAACCAUUAUUAAGAAUACAUUUAUAUACAAACGAUCCAGUUAAUGACCAUGUACCAAUUAAAUUUUGUAUACGUGAAAUGCAGGGAGAUCGUAGAUUGCUAACGUCUAACACAAAUGAUUCUAGUAUCAAUGUAACUGACAACUCAUCUAAAUUACUUCCACUUCCAAACGCAGACACACAUAUUUAUGCCGGGACUGAAGAUGGUGUUAUAGUCUACGUUGACUGGAUACCACAUAAAGAUCAAGACACUGGGAAAAUGCAAACACCCAAACCAGAAUUUUGUUCUUCACGACAUGAUGGUCCAAUUAGUUACCUUUGUCGUUCACCGUUCGAUUCUUCCCUAAUCUUGGCUAUUGGUGGAUGGAUAUGGACAAUGUGGAAGGAAGGAGUUACCAAUGGACCGAUUAUAGAAUCUGGUCGUGCAAAUAAACCAUUAACAGGUGGCAGUUGGUCUCCUACACGUCCAUCAGUAUUUUAUACAUGUCGUGUUGAUGGUAGUAUAGAAGUUUGGGAUUUACUUGAUAAAACUUAUGAACCAACGAUGAUCCAGUCAAUAUCUGCUAAUUCACUAACUGCUUUGUCUAUAUGGGAUUCACCUAAACGUCAGUUUAUAGCUACUGGUGAUAUUCAAGGUGUACUACAAUUAUUUAUUGUACCUAGACGUUUACAAACUCCUUUACCAUCAGAAUUAAAAAAAUUCAGUGAAUACAUUGAACGUGAGGUGAAAAGAAAAGAAUUUGUCUCGAUGCGUUGGAAUUUAAGAGAGCAAGAGAAAAUUGAACAAGAAGCGGAAAACAAAAGAAAAGCUGGUUUAGCACCAGCUGUUAUGCUGAGCGACGAAGAAAUUAUUCAGAAAGAAAAAGCAAGUUAAAGGCAUAACUACUGUGUAGUAAUUGCGUUUAAUUCUAAUUAAAAUAAUUUAUUAAUUAAGACAAAUAUUGAGGGCAUUUUGAGUUAUAAUACUCUUAUCAAUGCAAAAAUUUUUUUUCGAAAAUAUGAUGCCUUAUUUAAAUAUAAGAAGUCCAUUAAUGAAGUGUCUAGACCACUUUGCUUAUCCUGAAGGGUUCGCGGCGAGACUAUAAUUUAUGGACGAACCAAUCAGAUUCAGGAUAACAAGUCUAGAAUUUUAACGCUAUAUUCAUUCACCUAUUUGUCUAUAUAGCGUUUCGGCAUUUUAGCUGCUGUCAGUUCGCGAUGAAAACCACAAUUGUAAUUCCUAACCCUAACCAUCAAUUGUAAACCAUAAUCCUUAUUCUUCAAACUGUUUUAUAACCCUUAUCUAGCUCUAGUAAGUAGGUGGACAUUUUCAAGGUCACUUUAGCGUCGCUCAAAUGUCGUUUAUAAAUUAUAGUCUCACCGAGUUAAACAUUUACUUAUCUAUCUAAAAUUUCUAUCUGAUAGCUCACUCCAUAUUUGUCUAAGGCUAUGAAACAGCCUAUGGAAGCCAAAAAUAUUGGGAGGUCGUAAGUAUUUGACCAAGGACGUCUUCAGAACAUUGAUCGGUUAUGAUGAAAUUACGGACUGGUUAGUACUGUAAUUGUGCAGAGAAGUUUAGACAGAAAUACGAGGCCAUUCAACAUAGCUUUAUAGAAACAAAGACUAUGAAAUGAAUCAUAAGACAAGUUUGAAACAGUUUUAACAACAAAUUCGCUAUUUAGCGGCGAAGAAAACCAGAAAUGAAAUUCACAUCAAACCUUAUAAAAUAGAGUUUCGCUGAUGCGAAAGGCUUUGACCAAGUACACAGAACACACGGAUUGCUCAAAAACAAUACUUCAAAAAUCACCUCAUCGAAUCUCAAAAUGUCAUUAGACGUACUCAUAGUUGUGGAGCCUGAUAAAAUAAGGUAAAGUUUCUUAAUUAAAGGAAAACUAUGGUAACACAAUAGAACUUAUCUCAAGAAAAUAUAAGAAAAUCAUGGUGAUUUUGAUGUUUACUAUGUAUUAAGUUAAUCUGGAUUUUAGUUCAGCUAGACGACCAAAAUGAAAAGGGAAAAGUCUUACGUUUUUUAUGUCAUUCAAGACAAGAUCGAAAGCUAAAACGUUUAAAAAGAGAAUGAAGAAUAUUGUUACAGAUGUUUAUUCUAAAGAGUUGUCAUCAUCUACAUAACUCUUGAAAACUGGGCAGUAUCGGACGUCUAUUCUUCAGAAGUGCUCAUGCACGACCUCACAGAAGAUCGAAAUCAAGACCUUCUGGUGUAUCAAGAAGCAGAAAACUUAAGCAUUGUCAUUUGAAUGUCGCGUUAUCAUCGGAAGUUUUGAAGGUCUUGAGUCCAAUCUGUAUUAGGGUCAUGAGCUCUUAAUGCUUGAGAGUCUCAUACUGAAAAGAAGCCACUGUUUAACACUUACUUUGUCAACUGCUUCACAAAUCAAUCCAUUAGGAAAAUGAUCUUUAAUACAAUAUAUAAAAACUUCUCAAUUAAACUUAUUAUUUGUCUAAUUACCAGGUAAUAUAUUCAUUACAGUUAAAACGUAUCAGAACUUCAUUUUCCUUUGAUCCUAUAAAAUUGUUUGGAAUCUAAUUUCUCCGAUUCAUAGUAAUGUAUAAACCAAACAGUCAAUAUUAUGUUAUGUCAGUGACGACAAUAGAAUAACCAAGUUUCAGAUAUAAUCAUACAUGAUUUUUAAAUGUUUUAUAUAUGAUUAGUUUAUUGUACAUAUAUUUAUAACUUAUUCUUUUUCACGAAUAUUUUAGUUGGAAUAUGAAAAGUACUUAUCAGAAGAACAUACUUUCUUAAGAUCAUUAGGACUAGUUGAAGAGGAUGAUUAGGAAGAAUAAAAAUGUAAAGGAAGAACAUUUGUUUGUCUUUUAAAAAUAUAGAAUCUUUCGAAACGACUUCUUUCACAUGAAUAUUAUUCAAUAUAUCGAUUUAAAUUAAUUGUACUCUUUUUAAGCAGUUGUUUUUUUUUCAGGAUCCAUUGCAGGUUAGUGAGGUUAUCUUUUGCAUGUAGGGCAAUUCUAGCUGUAUAUUAAGCCUAUCGUUUUAACUCUUACGAAAUCGAUAUAUUACCGAAAUUGAAUAAUAAAAACUCUUACUUUGUACAGUUUUAUCUAGAUGAUAAGCAAAGAGACAAGUAAAUUUUUCUAACAGCAUUCAGAAUUAGUAGUGGAAACAUGAACUAACGUAUCAACUAAAGGUUUAUAUUGGCUUUAUGACUACUUUUUGGAAAAAGACAUGGGAAAUUUAUAAACUCCACUAUUCUUCCAUGAGUUAUUGUAUGAAUGACUACACAUUAUUAUCUACUACUACGGAAGUCUUUUCAGCUUCCGGUGUUAUCUCAGUGACAGAAAAGCUAUGAAGUUGUUCAUACUGCUUAACUAACCAACCAACUGUAACCUAUUGCGGAAAUCUGACAAUCCUCUCGAGUAAUAAGAACUACUUUCUUGCUCAUACUAGAGUACAUUUAAUUUUUUUGGUACUUGAAUUUAUAUUCGGUCUCUCGAGUUGUGAUGAUGCUGGUGGCAGCCGUGUUACAUUCUCUACUGAAUUGAAUUUAAUCGUAGAUCGAAAGGCGGGUUGAUUAUUUUUCAUUUCUAAUAUAAAUGUACUGUAAGAUCCAUUUUGAAUGUUUUGUGUGUGAAAAUCCCUCCAUGUAUACACAUGCAGUUUGUUCCUAUUGAUUCCUUUAGUUGUACACUGUUGGUCUAUUUGAUUCUAUUUGGUUGUUAAUAUUUGUAUUUUAUUACAGUUUUUAUUUUUCUUAUGCCUUCACUAAGUCUCCAUGUUUCUUCCUGAACUGCAUUUAUGUUGUUUUACAAGAUACUUAGUCCUGGAGGCAGCCAUAUUGGUUUGUUCCUUCUUUUGAUUAUGCUGCUUGUAUUGAAAACACUGUGUGUUAUAAAGCAGCCAAAUAUUAUCUUUUGAACGAAUCUGUGCGUGGUCUAUCCAGACAGGAUAGAAUAGCAUUUGUUUGUUGCGAUUAGUAAUUUUCUCGCAUCCUUUAUCAACUUCCUCAUUUAUUGUAAUUUAGAUUUGAUUUAUUGAACACUUAUUGGUUGGAUAGCUGGGUGGUCAUAUCUUUUUAGGUAACAAUGUACAUUUAAAUUUAUGUUGAAUAUUAGAACAGUCAUUUUACCC